Oncorhynchus masou masou (cherry salmon) is the source of this 4827-nucleotide messenger RNA. Its product is annotated as tripartite motif-containing protein 16-like. The transcript has 6 exons. The record is from RefSeq and is a predicted model, not a curated record. Bases 268 to 1722 code for a protein of 484 amino acids. Gene Ontology annotation, molecular function: zinc ion binding; protein binding. NCBI's taxonomy places the organism in Eukaryota, Metazoa, Chordata, Actinopteri, Salmoniformes, Salmonidae.
ACGAAACUGAUCUGCGUUUGUGUGUCGUCUGUCUGUGUGAGAGUGAACAACCGUCAAAUGGCUCAGAAGGGAGUUCUGCUGGACCAGGACCAGUUAUGAUGUUCGGUCUGUCUGGAUCUACUGAAGGAGCCGGUCACUACUGCCUGUGGACACAGUUACUGUAGAAGCUGUAUUGAGGGCUGCUGGUAUCAGGAUGUUCUGAAAGGCUAUAGCUGUCCUCAGUGCAGACAGACCUUCACUCCAAGGCCCACUCUGAGGAAAAAUAACAUGUUGGCUGAGAUGGUGGAGAAACUGAGGAAGACAGGACUCCAGGCUGCUCCCCCUCCUGCUCUGUGCUAUUCUGGACCUGGAGAUGUGGCGUGUGAUUUCUGCACUGGGACCAGAAAGCAGAAAGCCCUCAUGUCCUGUCUGGCGUGUCUGGCCUCUUACUGUGAGACUCACCUCCAACCUCACUAUGAAUCUCCUGCUUUCAAGAAGCACAAGCUGGUCAAAGCCACGGCACAAUUACAGGAGAAGAUCUGCUCCCAUCAUGACAAACUGCUGGAGGUUUUCUGUCGUACCGAUCAGCAGUGUAUCUGUUAUCAGUGUACAAUGGAUGAACAUAAAGGCCAUGAUACAGUGUCACCUGCAGCAGAGAGGACUGAGAAACAGAGGCAGCUGGGGAUGAGUCAACAGAAGGUCCAGCAGAGAUUCCAGGAAAGAGAGAAGGAGCUGAAGGAGCUCCAACAAGCUGUGGAGUCUCUCAAGCACUCUGCACAGGCAGCAAUGGAGGACAGUGAUCAGAUCUUUACUCAGCUGAUCUGCUCCAUUGAGAGAAGGAGCUCUGAGGUGAAAGAGCUGAUCAGAGACCAAGAGAAGGCUCAAGUCAGUCAAGCUGAAGGACUCCUGGAGCAACUGAAGCAGGAGAUAGCUGAGCUGAGGAAGAGAAGCACUGAGCUGGAGCAGCUCUCACACACAGAGGAUCACAUCCAUUUCCUCCAGAGUUAUCAGUCUCUCUCCAGUAUAAGUGUAUCUUCAGACUUACCCAGCAUCGUUGUCCGUCCUCUUCAGUACUUUGGAGAUGUGAGUAAGACUGUGUCUGAACUGAGAGAGAAACUAGAAGACUUCCUUAAAGGAGAAUGGAACAAGAUCUCCACUACAGUGAAUAUAGUCGAUGUUGUACUGCCUCCAGAGCCCAAGACCAGAGAACAGUUGUUACAAUAUUCCUGUCAGCUCACACUGGACCCAAACACAGCAGGCACACGCCUCUCUCUGUCUGAAGGGAACAGAAAGGUUAUCUAUACACGCCAAGUCCAACCAUAUCCUGACCAUCCAGACAGAUUCACCAACCAGUACCAGGUUCUGUGUAGAGAGGGUCUGUCUGGACGCUGUUACUGGGAGGUGGAGUGGAGUGGUAAUGUUGUUGUUUCAGCAGUCUCAUAUAAAGACAUCAGCAGAACAGAGACAGAUGGUGUAUUUGGAUACAAUAACAAGUCCUGGAGUUUACAGUACCAGUGCUUUAGUGGUGGUUAUUGUUUCAGACACAAUAAUGUUAAGACUAAAAUAUCAGGCCCUCAGUCCUCCAGAGUAGGAGUGUACCUGGAUCACAAGGCAGGUACUCUGUCCUUCUACAGUGUCUCUGACACAAUGACCCUCCUCCACAGAGUCCAGACCACAUUCACUCAGCGCCUCUAUCCUGGGUUUUAUCUCUGUUAUAGUACUGCUGAGCUGGUUAAACUGUAGUAGGGUCCACAUAGAUACUAGUCAUAUUGGUGUAGUCUAUAGCUGAGCUGGUUAAACUGUAGUAGGGUCCACAUAGAUACUAGUCAUGCUGGUGUAGUCUAUAGCUGAGCUGGUUAAACUGUAGUAGGGUCCACAUAGAUACUAGUCAUGUUGGUGUAGUCUAAAGCUGAGCUGAUUAAACUGUAGUAGGGUCCACAUAGAUACUAGUCAUGCUGGUGUAGUCUAUAGCUGAGCUGGUUAAACUGUAGUAGGGUCCAUAUAGAUACUAGACAUGCUGGUGUAGUCUAUAGCUGAGCUGAUUAAACUGUAGUAGGGUCCAUAUAGAUACUAGUCAUGCUGGUGUAGUCUAUAGCUGAGCUGGUUAAACUGUAGUAGGGUCCACAUAGAUACUAGUCAUGUUGGUGUAGUCUAUUGCUGAGCUGAUUAAACUGUAGUAGGGUCCACAUAGAUACUAGUCAUGUUGGUGUAGUCUAUAGCUGAGCUGGUUAAACUGUAGUAGGGUCCAUAUAGAUACUAGUCAUGUUGGUGUAGUCUAUAGCUGAGCUGGUUAAACUGUAGUAGGGUCCACAUAGAUACUAGUCAUGUUGGUGUAGUCUAUAGCUGAGCUGUUUAAACUGUAGUAGGGUCCAUAUAGAUACUAGUCAUGCUGGUGUAGUCUAUAGCUGAGCUGGUUAAACUGUAGUAGGGUGUCAUGAUUUGGCCAGGGUUGUUCCGGGUUUUGGUCACUAGAUGCCCCCAUUGUGCUUUUUGACCUUGUGUUUUUUCCCUUGUUCCCCAUUAUUAUUUGCACCUGUGCCUCGUUUCCCCUGAUUGUAUUUAAACCCUUAGUUUCCCUCAGUUCUGUGCUCUGUGUUUGUAUGUUAGCACCCAGCCCUAGUGUUCUGUGUAUUCUUGUCGAUUCCGGUGGAUGCUCUUGUGGAAUUCUGUUUUUGUUUUUGAGUAUCUCUAGAGGCUUUUUUGUGCUAUUCCUACCACCUUUUGGAUUUGCCAUUUUGUAUUGAAGGACUUCUCCUUUUUACUUUAUUAAAUUCACCGUCUUAAGUACUGCUGUGUCUGCCUCAUCUUCUGGGUUCUGCUGACUAUUCGUGGCUCAGUUGGUUAAGUGACUGUUUCUCACUCCGGAGACCCAGGUUCGUAACCGGGUCCUGACAUAGGGUCCACAUAGAUACUAGUCAUGUUGGUGUAGUCUAUAGCUGAGCUGGUUAAACUGUAGUAGGGUCCAUAUAGAUACUAGUCAUGUUGGUGUAGUCUAUAGCUGAGCUGGUUAAACUGUAGUAGGGUCCACAUAGAUACUAGUCAUGUUGGUGUAGUCUAUAGCUGAGCUGGUUAAACUGUAGUAGGGUCCAUAUAGAUACUAGUCAUGUUGGUGUAGUCUAUAGCUGAGCUGGUUAAACUGUAGUAGGGUCCAUAUAGAUACUAGUUAUGCUGGUGUAGUCUAUAGCUGAGCUGGUUAAACUGUAGUAGGGUCCAUAUAGAUACUAGUCAUGCUGGUGUAGUCUAUAGCUGAGCUGGUUAAACUGUAGUAGGGUCCAUAUAGAUACUAGUCAUGUUGGUGUAGUCUAUAGCUGAGCUGGUUAAACUGUAGUAGGGUCCACAUAGAUACUAGUCAUGUUGGUGUAGUCUAUAGCUGAGCUGGUUAAACUGUAGUAGGGUCCAUAUAGAUACUAGUCAUGUUGCUGUAGUCUAUAGCUGAACUGGUUAAACUGUAGUAGGGUCCACAUAGAUACUAGUCAUGUUGGUGUAGUCUAUAGCUGAGCUGUUUAAACUGUUGUAGGGUCCACAUAGAUACUCGUCAUGUUGGUGGUGAUGGUCCCCAAGAUGUGAUGAAUCAUUCUGCUCUUUUUUUAUGCAAUAUAUAUUUUACUGACUGAUUUGAUCUUCAUGCAUUAAAAUGCUUUGUGUUCAUAUUUUAUAAAUUGCUAUAUUUUAAUCUUGUACAUUUCCAUGAAUCAUGAUGUAUGGUGUUGAUGAAUAUUGAUUGUCAUUCAGAACCAUUGAUAUGUUUUCUGAAUUGGUUCUCUGUCUCUAUGUAAUUCUCUUCUUUGGAACAGAUUAGUAACUAAACUAUAUGGACUGGUUUCCUGGACAUGAACAGAUAGUAACUAAACUAUAUGGACUGGUUUCCUGGACAUGAACAGAUAGUAACUAAACUAUAUGGACUGGUUUCUUGGACAUGAACAGAUAGUAACUAAACUAUAUGGACUGGUUCCCUGGACAUGAACAGAUAGCAACUAAACUAUAUGGACUGGUUUCCUGGACAUGAACAGAUAGUAACUAAACUAUAUGGACUGGUUUCCUGGACAUGAACAGAUAGUAACUAAACUAUAUGGACUGGUUUCCUGGACAUGAACAGAUAGCAACUAAACUAUAUGGACUGGUUUCCUGGACAUGAACAGAUAGUAACUAAACUAUAUGGACUGGUUUCCUGGACACAGAUUAAUCCUAGUCCUGGCUAAAAAGUAUGUUCAAUGUAGAUGUCCAGGAAACAGGCCCUAAAUGUGUCAUCUUUCAUCCUCCCAUACUGCUCAGUCCAGCAACAUUAAACCUGUACAACAGGUGGUGCUAUUGACCAAACAAUAUAACCAGCAGACAUCUUGACUUGCCUCUCAGUGUAUCAGUGAUGUUCAGAAUAGUACUUUAAUAUCAUUGGAGAUUGAUUGGAGUCUUUUUAAUCCACUAUCCAGAAUCAGGAACAGAUGAAGUUAGGUCUGCUACUGUUCAGUGGUUAAAUAUGACUUAACUUCAUCUAGUAAUAGUUUUCCUUUGUUAUUUAUUCCAAGGUGUCUUUAACUUGUAAAUGGAUUGUGUGGAGGUGAGCUAGUGGUGUGGCUGAUAGAAUAUAAUGAAAAGGGAGGAGGGGAGGAAGAGGAGAGGAGUGAAGGGCUGUUAAAGAAACCAGAUGAGGAAGAGAAAGAUGUUCAGGGGAAUUACUGACUGUUCCAAAUGGUUCCCUAUUCCCUACGUAGUGCACUACAGUGCUUCUGACCAGGUCUAAAGUAGUGUUCUACAUAGGGAAUAGGGUGUAGAUUUAUUACAAUAUCAUGCUUUAGUGUUUGGCACAAAAAAAUAUUAGAUCUAAACCCACCCACUUCAUGUCUGUCAUCU